Molecule: messenger RNA, 2986 nt
Organism: Calidris pugnax (ruff)
Lineage: Eukaryota; Metazoa; Chordata; Aves; Charadriiformes; Scolopacidae
Gene: PDLIM3
Product: PDZ and LIM domain 3
Exons: 6
Coding region: 254-1192 (312 amino acids)
Biological process (GO): muscle structure development; heart development; actin cytoskeleton organization
Cellular component (GO): stress fiber; Z disc; adherens junction
Molecular function (GO): muscle alpha-actinin binding; actin binding
Source: RefSeq, a predicted model, not a curated record
UGUGUUGUAAACCUUCCAGCAAUUCAGGCUUUCUGUGUCCGAGCCUGAUACUCCCCUCGGUGGGUGGGGAAGCCCAGGGCCAGGCUGACGUCAGGCGGAGAGCGGGGAUAAAGCCCCGUGCAGCAGCUGGGGGACCAGUGCCACUUCCCACAGGGGGACACAAGCUGGGCAGGUGCUCUGCUGCCGGCACCCUGCCUCCUCCAGCCCAGCCUCGGGGAAAAAAAGAGCAGUCACCGAGAAAAAACCCUCCAAAAUGCCACAAAACGUUAUCCUCCAAGGACCGGCGCCCUGGGGAUUCAGGCUCUCGGGAGGAAUAGAUUUUAACCAACCCCUAAUCAUAACCAGGAUUACACCUGGAAGCAAGGCUUCAGCUGCCAACCUGUGCCCCGGUGAUGUGAUUAUAGCUAUUGAUGGUCUAGGCACUGAGAACAUGACACAUAAUGACGCCCAGGAGAGAAUUAAAGCAGCUGCACACCAGCUUUGUUUGAAAAUAGAGAGUGGAUGCAGCACCCCCUCGGGGAUAGACUGCGGCAGCGGGCGCAGCACCCCCUCCUCGAUCAGCACCGUGAGCUCCAUCUGCCCCACCGAGCUGAAGGCCGUGUCUCGGAUGGCCCCCAACAUUCCCGUGGAGAUGGAGCUGCCCGGUGUCAAGAUCGUGCACGCUCAGUUUAACACCCCCAUGCAGCUCUACUCAGAUGACAAUAUCAUGGAAACGCUGCAAGGCCAAGUUUCUACAGCGCUGGGGGAAACACCCGUAAUAAGCGACCCCUCUCCCAACUCGGUGCCUCAGUCCGACGUCUACAGGAUGCUCCACGCCAACCAGGAGGAGCCCAGCCAACCUCGCCAGUCUGGCUCCUUUAAGGUGCUCCAGAAUUUAGUCUCCGAGGAAGACGGACGCCCUGCGGGCACAAGAAGUGUGAAAGCACCGGUGACGAAGAUACCGAGUGCCAUGCCCGGUGUGCAGAAGGUGCCACUGUGUGACAAGUGUGGGAGUGGGAUUCUAGGGACAGUGGUGAAGGCCCGUGACAAAUACCGGCACCCGGAAUGUUUCGUGUGCUCUGACUGCAACCUCAACCUGAAACAAAAAGGCUACUUCUUCGUGGAGGGACAACUCUACUGCGAAGCUCACGCCCGAGCUCGCAUGAGGCCACCGGAGGGAUAUGAAGCAGUUACUGUUUACCCAAAAUGCUAGUCUUACCUUAACACACAAAAAUCUAUGCAUGCACACACACAAAAAAAAAGCCAUUAACAGCGUAGAACUGCCGUACAAGUGUCAGGACUUCUGCCUGGUUCCAAAGUAGCAGCUUUUAAACCUUUUCUGGCGGGGUUCUGAGGGAGGUGGAAGUCCCCGUUGGCCAGCAGUAGCGUGUUACACCAGUAAAAUUCUGCUAAAAUAUUAUCUUCCAAGUUGCCAAUAUAAUUCAAUGAAGUAUAAACUAAAACAGCUGUACUGGAAUAAAAAAGGUAAACAGCUGAGGUCUUACACAAUUAAUACAGUAUAUACGUAAGUGCUGUAAUCAAGACAUUAUUUUUAAUGUAAAUUAAGUAUCACCGAAGCCAUCCAAGUGUUACAGGCUGGGCCCUAACAAACGUAGAAACUCUACAGAUCAUUAGAAAAGCAGCUAUUUUACAUGGAUAGUACAAAACAAGCAGUUGUUCAUGUCUGCUUCCACCAUCUAUUAUUCAACCACCACUACGGUAUGCCAAAAAAAUAGAUUUUGCUUACUUUGCUUUGAAUUUGGGGUUAUAUUGACCUAAUUUUCUGAUGCAGCAACUGUGAUGAGGAAAGAAAAUGGCUAGCAUAACAAAGACUGUUUAGUAAGAAGUAAAAUAGAAGUUCUACAUUGUUUUAAUGAUUUGCAAUGGAAUCAGCUUUCACACCACUCAGCAGAAAACUGUUCUAAGGUAUGCACACACAUACAUUGUUUUUUGGGGAAAAAUCCCACCAAAACACACACACUCUAAUUCAUAGGAAGUCUUUGCAAACUGAGAAUGAAAGUAAACUUAAAAACCUUUCCGCAGAAAAUGGUGCUGGUUUUUUUAGCAUCUCCGUCUUUCCAUUUCCAGAAUAGAAACAAUGGGGAAAUAUCAUCACAAUAUCUUUAUCGCUGGUAAAUUAAAACUUGGACAACUUUAAAAAUAAAUGUCAAUUAAAAGAUGCAAAGGGAAGAUAUUUUAUAAAUAGCCUGGUGAAGUCCUAAGAAAAAAAAAGAAAUGGAUGAAAGAAUACAGUUUUUAAAUCAAUUUCUGAAAUGUUUGAAGGGCUACAUUGCUUUCAGGUAGGUGCCAGUUACACACACAGACCUGACUGACAAUCUCAAUCUUAGCAUUUUCCAAAAAUACCAACAUAAUUCAUAAAUAAGUUAUUGGGGGCUUUUGCUUCACACUAGAAAAAUCUACAAAAUUUUAUAUCAUCUACAAGACUAACAGAAAUUAACAACUCAGAGGCAAACAAUCUUAUAUACUUUUCCCAUUCUACAACAGAAGAUGCUUAAUAUGUAAGAAGACUAUGGAAUCAAAGAAAGAAGCUAUAUAUACUUUAAGUUUAUUUUUAAAAUUCAGAUGAGCCCCAAAGCUUGAAAUACAAUGUCCACAUAUUCAAAGAAUUUUCAAAGUGUCUUAAAGUAUUAUUUCAGAAUUUAAGUAUUUUAAAAAUGUGCGUGUCACUGCAUUCAUAAUUUAUGUCUGGCUAUCAAAAACAGACAUUAAAAAAGUGUUGUGCCCUUUUAAAAGUUAGUUCCUGAAUUAUCUGGGGGCACAAAAUAUAAUUCCGCUCCUCAUGUAUCACGGAGGAUAUGAGUAGCAUUUCUAUUUUUCCACUGAUAAAGCCCAUAAAAUAAAUCUGAAAAUCCUUUUUGAAGUGAGAGUGCACUUAACGUCUAUUUUUACAAACCUAAAAUGUCAUCGGUGUUUUAAAAUAUUUGCUUAACGUUCAUUUCUUUGUGGAGUAACCGAAGUUAAAAAUAAAUCUAUUACAUAUGGUAAA